CUCUUCCGUUCUGCUACCGUUCUGUCGACCAGAUGACUCCCUCACCGCUCUCCCCGCCACUCAGCGGUGAUGAUACUCCCCAUAAUAUACCCUCUGACUACCAUCGGGUGUUCGUCGCGCUGCCGCGACUCACACCACAGCAACGCGCAGGAUACCGCCCUUGGCCUCUUCCUUGCUGCCAUUCAAGGCCAUAUGGUAUGCUUUCACAAAAUAGCAAGCUUGGCUCUUCAGAGAGGGAAGCUAUGACCUCUCCCAGCUCCAAUACCCCAGAAAUACCGCCUCAACCCCAAGCUCUUCGCGAUCCUUUUGUCACUCCUUCUGUGGGUGGUCUGCUUGACAACGGGUCUGACGUGCAAGAGCUAGCACAAAUGCCGCUUGCAAAUAGACAACAAGGUUCUAUUGGUAAACGCAGGCACAUAAAAGUGGUUGCAAGUAGCGGGGACGAAGACGACGUUGUCGUGCUCAAUCCAAGGUCUAAACGACGGAUCGUCACUGCUCGUGCAGCCAACUCUUCCAAGGCAUCUCGAGUUGAUGUCACUCACCGAGCUUCCUCUUUUCACAGUGCCACCCCUGUCAACAAGCGCCGCUUUGGAAAGUUUGACGGCGGCCGCGAAGUCGACUAUGACGACCUUUUCUUCUCUGCCGAUGAGCGACAUGCUUCCCCUCUUCCCCCCACGGCAAAUUCCCGUUCCCGAGUACGGGAAGCCAUUGCUCCAUCCACUCAGGCAGCACUGGACGGCCUCAAGGAAAGACGCGCUCGCCGUGGCCCGCCGCCUACUCGGUCUUCCGACUUCCCGGACGAUUGUCCUGGACGCCUCGUCAUUGUCAGCGAUAGCGAGCGCAGUCUUUCCCCUCCACGCACAUCCAGGCGUCGUAGAUCGAGCGGUAAAGCCAAGCCCGCUACACAAGUUUACCUAGACCCAGACGACAAGUCCACGCACGAAGCAGAGACGGAAGAAGAAGAAGACAUGGUAGAGGGCCUCAAGUUGGACAAUCCCGAAGACUAUCGAGUGGAAGGCCGACUCAGGUCUCCUAGGAAAGAGACUCGGAAACAGAGAGCCAUCCGACAUCUUAAAAACAAAAGAUUGGGGGUCAUAGAAGUUUCGAGCUCUUCAGAAGGGGGCGGGGAAGAGUCAGACUCGGCAGAGGAGUAUUUCGGUGAUGACCUGCUCCCGGAUGGAACCGUCCGCGACCCCUUUCGCACGGAGGAGGAUGAAAUGCGCGACUUUAUCACAGAUGAUGGUCACGAUUCGGCAGGCUACGAACUUCCCGCUGAAUUUGCCGGCGCCCGCGGUCAGUCCGAAGACACCAGAUUCCGCAUCGUUUUCCAAUACUUUCUCUACUUGGCCAUGCAUGGCCCGGAGCGCGCCAGAGACCUGCCAGAGAGAGAAAAAGCGUACUUUGAGCCUUUUUUAUCUUCUAUGAGGACAAGGAUGACCGACUACCGAAACAACAGAGUACGAAGUCAGGCGUGGAGGCAAGAGUUGGUUCACAAGCUCUUAAAGUAUCCAUACUUCUGUGCUCAAACCGUCGAACCUGAACCUGGCUGUGACGCAUGCAACUUGAGUGGAAGGAUUAGUAGCUUUGCCAUGUCACUUGAAGGGCGACCCUAUGACUCCGUCACUUUCGAGUAUGUGACUGAUUCUGACGACGACUUAGAAUCAUCCAAUGCCGAGGAAGAUGACGAGUGGAACGAGCUUGAAAAGCUUCGAGGGACAAGGAAGGGAAAAGACAGUCCUCAGGGGAAGAUAGCAAGGGAGAAGUCUCAGAUGAUGGAGCACCUUCGUGUGGACUAUGAGUGGCUGGAACAUGGUGAGGGGAUGAUUCAUGGCGAGGCAGGCGAAGCUGAGGAGGCCGAGCAAAGGAAGGGUGACUCGUAUAUCAUCGGUAAAUACUGCAAACGUCGAGCCCAGAUAUUUCACAGGAUCUCCCAUUGGGAAUUCAUCCUUUUCCACCGUAUUAAACAGCUCUACACCGACCUCCUCACCUGUAUGGGCUAUAAAGUCCCCGGUUCCCUUUCUGAAGACAGAGCCAAGAAAUAUGCAGCCGAAGAUGACGACUACUAUCUGGGCAGGAGGAACACUCGGCAAAGGACGAUGGCCGAUAGGGCAGCUGUCUUGAGAGGGACCGAUUUCCCCGAAGAUUGUGAGGACUUGGAAAGCGUUCUCCAGUGGAUGAUUGGCGAGCGCUAUGUUUCGGAGCAACAAGAAUGGAUUGAGAAUCUGAUCGAGAGGGCCGAGAACUUAGAUAAGAUACCCUCGGAUCGGUGAUGCUCGCGCAAUCUUUCUUUGAAGUAUUCCUCCAUCUUGGGGGCUCCAUAUAUGCGCCUGAUGGUGGAAUGAGACCUUGACAUACGCACCAUAGCUGUAAAUUUGUUGAUUUCGAUUGUAGAUAGGGUGCGUCCGAUAUGGAGUGUGACCUUGACAUACAUAUUAUAUAGUUAUAGCUCUUUUUGAUUUUGAUUGUAAAAAGGGUGGAGUGUACAAUUAAUUGGAUCUUGCAUAAGCAGCGAAUGAGUAU
Cryptococcus amylolentus CBS 6039 is the source of this 2520-nucleotide messenger RNA. RefSeq lists its product as hypothetical. NCBI's taxonomy places the organism in Eukaryota, Fungi, Basidiomycota, Tremellomycetes, Tremellales, Cryptococcaceae. The transcript has 5 exons. The record is from RefSeq and is a predicted model, not a curated record. Bases 33 to 2270 code for a protein of 745 amino acids. Gene Ontology annotation, cellular component: nucleus.